GGGCUCAGCGGGCCGGGACGCGGGCGCCCAGGGGUCCCGGCGCGGGGGUUGCAGGCGCGGACAGGCUAGGGCGCGCCGAGGACCCCCGGGCCGGGCGGGGCAGAGCACAGGCUGCCAUGGGCUCUGUGGGCAGCCAGCGCCUCAAGGAGCCCAGCAUGGCGGGCACGCCGGACAGGAGCGUGAUGACAAGCUUCAGCUUCGACAGCUGCCAGCUGGAGGAGGAGGAGGCGGCAGCAAGGGCAGCUCUGGGCCAGGGUGGUAGGGCCAGGGAUGCCCCGAUUUUCACAGACUGUGCGGAGGAACCGGUGCCCGACGACCGCUACCACGCUGUCUACUUCGCGAUGCUGCUGGCUGGCGUGGGCUUCCUCCUGCCGUACAACAGCUUCAUCACCGACGUGGACCACCUGCAUCACAAGUUCCCAGGGACCUCAAUCGUGUUCGACAUGAGCCUCACGUACAUCUUGGUGGCACUGGUGGCUGUGCUGCUGAACAAUGUGCUGGUGGAGAGGCUGAGCCUGCAUACCAGGAUCACCACGGGCUACCUCUUGGCCUUGGGCCCCCUCCUCUUUAUCAGCAUCUGUGAUGUGUGGCUUCAGCUCUUCUCUCGGGACCAGGCUUACGCCAUCAAUCUGAUUGCUGUGGGCACCGUGGCCUUUGGCUGCACAGUGCAGCAAUCCAGCUUCUACGGGUACACGGGGAUGCUGCCCAAGAGGUACACCCAGGGGGUGAUGACAGGGGAGAGCACGGCGGGCGUCAUGGUCUCCCUGAGCCGCAUCCUCACCAAGCUGCUGCUGCCCGACGAGCACGCCAGCACGCUCAUCUUCUUCCUGGUCUCCACUGGCCUCGAGCUGCUCUGCUUCCUGCUGCACCUGCUGGUACGGCGCAGCCGCUUCGUGCUCUACCACACCGUGCGGCCCCGCGACAGCCGUCACGGCCACAGGGCCGGCUACCGCGUGCACCACGAUGUCACCGCUGGGGACGUCCACUUCGAGGACCAAGGCCCAGCCCUGGCCAACAGCAGGUCCCCAAAGGACAGCCCAGCCCACGAGGUGGUCACCAGUGGCAGGGGAGUCUACACGCGCUUUGAUGUGCCUGAGCCACGAGUCAAGCGGAGCUGGCCCUCCUUCAGAGCCCUGCUGCUGCACCGCUACGUGGUGGCCCGUGUCAUCUGGGCUGACAUGCUGUCCAUCGCUGUGACGUACCUGAUCACGCUGUGCCUGUUCCCGGGCCUCGAGUCCGAGAUUCGCCACUGUGUCCUUGACGAGUGGCUGCCCAUCCUCAUCAUGGCCGUGUUCAACCUCUCUGACUUCGUGGGCAAGAUCCUGGCGGCCCUGCCCAUGGACUGGCGGGGCACGCACCUGCUGGCCUGCUCCUGCCUGCGUGUCGUCUUCAUCCCUCUCUUCAUCCUGUGCGUCUACCCCAGCGGGACGCCCGCCCUCCGCCACCCAGCCUGGCCCUGCAUCUUCUCCCUGCUCAUGGGGAUUAGUAACGGCUACUUUGGCAGUGUGCCCAUGAUCCUGGCAGCCGGCAAAGUGGGCCCCAAGCAGCGGGAGCUGGCAGGGAACACCAUGACCGUGUCCUACAUGACAGGGCUGACGCUGGGCUCCGCCGUGGCCUACUGCACCUACAGCCUCACCCGGGACACGCACAGCAGCUGCUUCCACACCUCCACCACCAACACUUCCUUCUCUGCCGGCCUCUGAGCCAGCCGGGCCCCGGCCUGCCCAGGAAGGGCUGCUGAGGCCCACAGCAGGGGCCCCAAGGCCUGAGGCCCCCUUCCCGCCCCUGCCUGCAGUGCCUGUGGAGCCCUGGCCUCCUCCCCAUGUCAAUAACACCACCCUCUCUAGGUCCAACCACCCAUCACUGUGGCCCCAGUGUUCUGCCGAGUUGGAGUUCGUGCAGGCCUGGGAGAUAUUGCUGCCACCUGGGGCUCCGCCCAGCACUGUGCUCUUCCUCCUGUCUCACACCUGCUCCUCGCCCUCUAUCUGUGCCCAGUGGUCCCAGCUCUAGCCAGGCCAGUGCUCUGUGAGGUCACUCACAGCCAUCCCCACCCAGGAGAGCAGACCACCAGCCGUGUCCCUUCUAGCGACCCCUAGCCUCAGGUCAGCUUUGAAGGUCCUGUUGUCCCACUCACACUGUGCACAGCACCUGACCCAGCCCCUCCUUACAAACCUCAGAGGAGAGGGCCAGUCCCACCCAGCCUUGUCACCCCGUGGGCCUCUCCCCUCUCCCCCCAGCCUUAAACAAAACACAUUUGCUCUGGAGGAAUUGUAGCCCUGAUUCUGAAUGGUGUCAGACCACAGUCUGUGCUGGCAUGGGCAUACCCACCCCACGCCCAGACCCCCUCACACACCCUGCACCAACCUGAUGCCACAGGCCUGACCCAGGCCCCCAGGCCUUUCUGGCUUCUCUACCUGUCUGUGAUACAGGAAGGGGACAGUUUGUGGCCCUCACCUCCUACUUUGCAGCCCCCACAAUCCUGAUUGAAGUCAACUCUUGACCUGUGUCUUGAUCCCCAUCCAGCAAGACCCGAGGGGGCAUGAGUCCCUGACAAGUAGGGUAGGGGUCUCACCCCAGCCUGGACCCUCCAGUGCUCCAGGUUGGCCGAGCUGAGGGGAUCCCGAGUGUCCUGCCAAAGAUGGGCUUUUCCAGGGGAGGAUGGUCUGCCCUUUCACACCCAGCACAGCUGUGACUGCCCGCCCCUCUGUGUCCCGUCCGCCGUCUGUCCACUAACUAUACCGCACUGGCCAUUAAAAGAU
This is a messenger RNA of Rhinolophus ferrumequinum (greater horseshoe bat), 2759 nucleotides long. RefSeq names its product solute carrier family 29 member 4 (gene SLC29A4). Gene Ontology annotation, cellular component: plasma membrane. The transcript has 11 exons. NCBI's taxonomy places the organism in Eukaryota, Metazoa, Chordata, Mammalia, Chiroptera, Rhinolophidae. Gene Ontology annotation, molecular function: nucleoside transmembrane transporter activity; monoamine transmembrane transporter activity. Gene Ontology annotation, biological process: nucleoside transmembrane transport. The coding region runs from base 117 to 1703 and encodes 528 amino acids. The record is from RefSeq and is a predicted model, not a curated record.